AGGAACCGGCUGCUCGCUGUCCUGUUAGAGAGCAGGGAGACAGGUCAAAGUGACAGGGCAGUCCUGGUUGUUUUAGGAAGAAUAAGAAGACCAAUUUUUAAUUAAACAAGAGCCCUGUCCCUGUCAAACAACGUGCAUGUCUUUCAUUCACCGUAUGCUAUUACAGCUAGCUAACCGGUUGCGUCAGACUUGUGAUAUCAGUCCGUGCAGAAGAUUUGAGGACCGGCGUGCGAACAGCUGAGAGUGGACAGCAGCGGAGUGACCGAUCAACGGAAAGAAGAAAGGAAAAACAGAUUCAGCGUCCUGAAGAGCCAUGGAACUAUCACUGGCCCACCCAGCAAUCAAAGCCUUCAUGUGCGGCUCCGUCAGCGGGACAUGCUCCACGCUGCUCUUCCAGCCUCUCGACCUGGUCAAGACCCGUCUGCAGACUUUGCAGAGCGGCAUGCAGCCUGGUUCGGGCCGAGUGGGGAUGGUGACUGUGCUCCUGAGCGUGGUGCGAACAGAGAGGCUGCUGGGACUGUGGAAAGGAGUUUCACCGUCCUUUGCUCGGACCAUCCCCGGCGUCGGGAUCUACUUCAGCACCUACUACUCCCUGAAGCAGCACUUCCUGCAGGACCGCAGCCCCGGGGCCGCCGAGGCCGUGCUUCUGGGAGGCUCGGCCCGGACGGUGGCGGGCGUCUUCAUGCUGCCGGUCACCGUCAUCAAGACACGCUUUGAAUGUGGCAGGUACAGUUACGGGAGCGUGACCGGUGCUCUGCGCAGCGUGUGUCGGACCGAAGGUCCUGGCGCUCUGUUCUCCGGCCUGAUGGCCACUCUGCUCCGAGACGUUCCUUUCUCCGGUAUCUACGUCAUGUUGUACAGCCAGGCCAAGGCCUCGCUGCCAAAAGAAAUGCGCUCGUCUGCGUCUGCCCCGCUGGCUACCUUCAGCUGCGGGGUCGUGGCGGGCGUGUUGGCGUCUCUGAUCACGCAGCCGGCCGACGUGGUUAAAACGCACGUCCAGGUGAAUCCACAGCUGAGGACGGCGCUGGCGAUCCGACACAUCUACACGGAGCACAGGCUGCAGGGUUUCUUCAGAGGGGCGGUGCCCCGGGCUCUGAGGAGGACCAUGAUGGCCGCCAUGGCGUGGACGGUCUACGAGCAGAUGAUGACCAGUAUAGGACUGAAGUCCUGAAGGGAGAAAAGGAUGACGAGAAGCUUGUGAAAGAGAACAGAAGAGAGUCACAGAGUGACGACCGUAAUGUUAACAGGAAGGAAGGAUACGCCUGAGAGUUCAAGACUUUGAAUGACUUCAGAUAUUUCGCCAGGUGAAUGAAGCCACCUGGUGUCUAAGUGACUAACCCACCUUACAGGAGACCUCAUGUGGAGACUCUUCACUGGCUGACGCUGGAACCAGACUUUAGGCCAGGGCUUUGUUACUCUGGAGAACAUAUUCUAAAGUGCACAUAUUAUGCUUUUGGGCUUUUUCUCGUUCCUUUAUUGUGUUAUAUAUCUUUUUUUGUGCAUGUUAUACUGUAGGUUUACAAAGUGAAAAAGCCCAAAGUCCCCCCCAAAGG
Molecule: messenger RNA, 1553 nt
Organism: Perca fluviatilis (European perch)
Lineage: Eukaryota; Metazoa; Chordata; Actinopteri; Perciformes; Percidae
Product: mitochondrial glycine transporter A-like
Exons: 8
Coding region: 314-1171 (285 amino acids)
Biological process (GO): glycine import into mitochondrion
Cellular component (GO): mitochondrial inner membrane; mitochondrion
Molecular function (GO): glycine transmembrane transporter activity
Source: RefSeq, a predicted model, not a curated record